AUGAGUGAACCUGAAAAAAGGACAACACGCAAAACUAGGGGGCGGCCAGCCCGUUCCCCAGCAAUUCAAAGUGAACCAAAAGUGCUCAAGCUAGAACCCGAAAAAAUCGACUCUAGUCAAAAUACUACAAAAACCACAAGUGAUAUACCACAACGUGAAAACAACAAUCCUAACCCCAGUGACACCAACAUGGGAGAAGAACCCACUCCAUCAACAAGCUAUCUCAAAGAAUGCUUUAAAGUGCCAAUCAGCAAUAGAUUCGAUGUCCUACAACAAAGAACUAACCCUAAACCACAUAAAAACGCUGAAUCAAAAGAAACUCCGGAGAUAAACUCUGAAACAGAAAGUGAUCCGCAACCACCAAACAAACCGGCCAAAUCAAAACCACCACCUCCAAUAGUUUCGGAUUCAGACCAGGUCACAGCACCAUCAUGCAGACGGCCAGAAUCGUCGACUCGAUUAAAAAUGAAUUUACAAAGCACAAAUUAA
This is a messenger RNA of Chrysoperla carnea, 489 nucleotides long. Its product is annotated as serine-rich 25 kDa antigen protein-like. The transcript has 2 exons. The record is from RefSeq and is a predicted model, not a curated record. Bases 1 to 489 code for a protein of 162 amino acids. Lineage: Eukaryota; Metazoa; Arthropoda; Insecta; Neuroptera; Chrysopidae.